GUCCAUGUUUUGGAAAAGGAUACAGAUGCUUAUGAAUUCAUUCAAGAAAGGCUCACCACCACAAAUGCCUCCAGAAAUGCAAAUUUUAGGAGUGUAAAUUCUGCAAGUCUGCAAAAUCAGAAAGAUGGCUAUUUCUUGUUUACAUGCAAACGCUCUGGAGCAUGUACCCCCAGAAGUCGAAAGGCCAAAGGCUGUAAGGCCUAUGUUUCCUUUAAAAAGAGGACAGACUGGCUCUACAAACUGGUUAUAGUUGAAAGGAUUUACAGCAUUCAUUCAGGACAAGUUCCUGACCCAAAACUACUUGUUCCUGACCCAACAAGGUCUUCUGAGGGUCACUCAGAAAAAAUAUGUCAAGAGCUAGUCGAGCAUAUUCAAGAUUUACUAUCUCUUGGUGUUAAGCCAGAUACAAUUCUCUUAAAAUCACAUGAAUGGUCCAAGGAACAAGGACAUACUCAUCUUAACAACUAAGCAUAUUUUGUUACCCCAAAAGACAUUUGCGUGUAGAUCACCUAAGUGAUUACAUAAAAACUGCAUUUAAACAGACCAUAUUUACCCCAGUGGGUGUUAAAAUGUACCCUGUGCACACGAGGUCCAUGAACAGCUGACAUUAUACAUUACAAUGAAUGUAUAAUUACAUACUUUUUACUACUUGCAUAUUGAACAAUAUCAAAUCCCAUCAAACCUGAGCUGUGUUACAGUUAAGAAAAAAAGAGGUGUUAACCUAGUUGUCUUUGGAAUUGUCUGAAAUUUAGUUUCUUUAGUUUGACAGAGUGCAUCAUGUUUUCAUACUCAUAUUUACAUCAACCUAUAUGUCUGAUUCAGAACAAACUUGCAUUGAUUUCUUACCUGCACUCUUUGAUCAGUCUACAGUAGGUGUUGAUCUCAGAGCAUCUCUAAUGAACAGAUAGGUUUAAAAUUUUGAUGAGCAGCUUUUAAAAAUAAUUAACAAAGGCAUUUUUUUCCAGCAAACAUCUAUAAUAUAAUUUCCUCUACCUUGAAGCUUAAAAUGUUUUUAUUUUUUAUAGGUGCUUUAUGGUUGAUAAAGACCAGGGCGAAAUCAAUGCCAUCUGUAAGGUAUUCAACGAGUCAAAUGUUCUCCUUUGUUGGUACCAUGUAAUACAAGCAGUAACUCGUUGGCUUUCAAGAUCUGAAUCUGGUGUGAGUGGACCUGAAAAGGCAGAUUCAAGACAGCACAUCAUCCAGUUAAUGGCAGAGCUGAAAUCCUGUUCUACGGAACAUGAAUUCAAGAGGAAAGCGGAGAUGUUUCACUGCCAGUUUAAGAACUUUAAAGAUGUCUGGAAGUACUUUAGGAACCACUGGGAGCCAACUGGUCAUCUGUGGUCUAACUUUGGAAGAUGCUAUAAGCAUGGAGACUCUGACACAAACAAGCUAAUAGAACGGUACAUGGCACUUUCGUGCAUGUUCUCUUCACUGUUUAUUAGUGGUCUAGCUGAAAGCUAGCACUGUGUCUUGAGUAUUUUUUCAUUUUCUCCUAUUUUUGGACUCAUUUUUCUACUUCUCCCAAACAUCAGCUGU
Molecule: messenger RNA, 1536 nt
Organism: Pangasianodon hypophthalmus (striped catfish)
Lineage: Eukaryota; Metazoa; Chordata; Actinopteri; Siluriformes; Pangasiidae
Exons: 3
Coding region: 1033-1461 (142 amino acids)
Source: RefSeq, a predicted model, not a curated record